AUCUGCCGCUAAGACAAGAGCGGUAGUGAGUUAUCACAGAAAUAUGAUACUUUCUUGAUCCAUUUUGGGACCAAAGUGUUGUAGAGAUAGGAGUUGCUAUAGUGUCUUGAAGACUUCUGCUUCAGUGAAAGAAAGCGCGCGUGAGAUCAUCAAAAGCAGACGACAUUUACAGGUGGAGGAAGGAGGAUGUAUUUCGAACGUGCUGCCGCUGCUGCUUCUACCACUGCUGCUGUUGCUGCUGCUGUUACUAUGGCUAUCACGAGAACGAUGUAAAGAACCGUAUUCUUUCUGAACAAAAGGUGGCUGUCAAUAUAAAUGACAAUUAUUUCUGAACCAGUGGACCAUUUGUGAGGGGAAAGAAAAAUGUACCAGUACAGGCGGUCUCACUCCAGAGAUCUGGGUUCUUUAUUAUCCGUGAAUUGAGAAACAACACUCUAGUUGGACGCGUCCAGUAUUUACAACAAAAUGCCUUCGUACGACCGGGGUUACGGAAGUAUGAGCAGCGGUAAAACCUAUGGCACGUCAUAUGACAUGGGUACUGGAAAAGGAAAGAGUUACGGUUCUUCAUACGGCAGUGGCUACGGCGGAUACAAAAGCUCAUCUUACUCAACUCCCAAUCGAAGCUACAGUUACGAGCCACCGGUAUCGCAACUUUCUGUGAUGGACCGAAUGAAAAAAUUCACCACUCCGGACCCCAAAUACAUCUCCCACGGGAGCGAGAACCGCUACCCUUCCAUCGACAGAAGCGUCGGCGGAAGAGACAGGUAUUCCUCACUCGAUCGCUACUCCAACAGGAGCGGCUAUUUGUCCGACUACGGCGGAAGCAACCCGAGGUCCUACGGUUCGUGGGAUCGAUCCUCGGCUAGGAGUUUUGGCGCUGGGAGCAGGGAGGCGUCUCCAGUGAGUACGCGGUCCUCUCGGUACGACUACAGCAGCAGCGCGUCGCCUUAUUCGACCUACGGAUCGUCCUAUAAGAGUGGUUCUGAUGCAUCUCCUGCCCCGAAGAGAUACGAAAGACAGUCUUCGAAAGGGUACGAUUCAUCGACGGUCAAAGCGUCAGACGAUAAACAAUCUCUGUUCGUGCCCAAGAGGAGACCAAGAGAAAAAUCCUUGUCCGAUUCUGACGACAGUGCACCUGAGGCAGAAAAGGAGACUGCGAACGCGAGGUAUUUAAUCUGCAGAGGCACGUCUCCUAUGCCUGAAGGGGACAAACCACAGCGGGAUAAAUCUAAAGAAAGGUCUAUUGCCAAGACCAGGCGAAUCAAAUGCCCUCCAAAGGAGGUGAAGCGAAGCAGCAGAUUCUUGAAGAGUUCCCAGGGACCGUCGUCUGUUGACUGUGCCACACAGACAAAUAUGGAUCAACAGAACACGCGACGUUUGCGUCACUCCACCAGCACUUCGACAGGAGGCGGUGGUGGUGGUGGUGGAUAUGGAGGAAAUUCUGAAACUUUCUACAAAUACAGAGACAAAUAUUUGCCUGGCACGUCCUACACAGGUGCAACUCCUUCAAAAAGCAGCUCGAGGAGUUACAGAGACGAUGUCAAAGAUCCUCCUUCGGAACGAUCGUGGCGUCAAGCCGUCUACGGCGAAGACGCGCCGUCCAAGUCUUCAAGGACCAAAGACAAGGACGCCAAAGUCGAAGACGACGAUCACAGCAGCAGACACAGCAGGCACAGCAGACACAGGGAGCCAAGAACGAGCACUCCGAAUUCUUCUCGUCAUGGCGACGAUAUGGGCAGCGCGGCAGACGACAGACGGUCCCGCCAAGAGAGGAGGUCCCACCACAGUAGAUCCUCGUCUCACGAGGAUAUUCUAGACGACAAACCUCGACGAAAGAGGCACUCUAGUAAGGAACUCCUGGACGAGAAGCCUCCUCUCACGCCUGAAACCCUGUCUCUCAGAGAAAGCAUUGAGAAGGUGAACCAGUGGAAGCAGAACCUUCCGUCACCAACAAGCAGCACGUACGUCAAAGACGCAGUCCCCAGCGACAAAAGACGACACGCUGCUGUGGAGCCCGACAGCGGUGUUACCCGGAGUAACUCGUACGAAUAUGUCCCGGGUCCAGACGGCGGUCGUGCUCCUUAUAACAGACAAGAGUCUAUUCGAUCCAUGCGAGACGAGUCAGAGUCUCAGUAUUCGAGGGAACAGUCUCCGGUUCACCAAAGAAGGACGAAGAAACAUCCUUCAAGGAGUGGAUCAAACGAGAACCUACUUGACCACAUACAGAACAAAAACUUCAGAAAAUCAGAUCUCAAUAAGUCCACCGAGUUUUGUCCUGACCCAGAGAUGUAUGUGGAACAGAGCGACGACAGACUGGGUAACUGUCACAGGCGGGGGGAAUCGUUCCAGAAAAAACGAUCAGGAAGUUCCUCGGACACACAGGGGUUCUCCCGAGACGGCUCUCCGAACAACCGUAACAGAAUGGGCAACAGACAGUCCUCGCUCGACCAGAACCGCAUGAAGAGAGACAGCUCCAGAGAGAGUAUUCUGGACGAUAACAGAAAGUCUCGUCGUGAGAAAUGGGAACACGACGGCGUCCACGCGCACGGGCACGGACACGCCAGCGACAGCGCAGGCUCUCAGUUCGGCUUCAAUCGAGAGGAGUCGCCAAACCGCGGCUACGGCGGCAGGAAGUCUGGACGCUCGAGCCGCCACGGAUCGCGCGAGGACAUGGUGGACGACAGACGACAUCCUCAGCUGGCGCGACAGGCGUCCGUGGAGCAGCAGUAUCUCUCGCCAUACGACAGGAUGAGAUCCAACCAGUUGGCCGUCUCGAACGAAAGCUUGUCCAAAAUGAGCACGGGCUCUGCGUUCGAAGAAGGAGAUUUUCAGCACAUGACGCCAUCCAUGUCGCAGCAUUCUCUAGCGUCAAGUCAAAGCACGCUACCGGACUUAGUUCCUCAGAGUCCCGAAUCGGAAAGAGCCAACUUGGGUAAUAACAAACCUGACGGAAAAGGCAAAGCCUACAAAGGGCAGAAAUCGGGGUACAUCUCCAAGAUUCAAGACAUCGACAGUCUGUUGGAGGCGACUACGAAGCGUCCUAGGAGCAUCGACAUCAUGGACUCCCCGGUUCCAAAGACUCCGCACUACCCGCUCCAACCUUCUCCCGCGUCCCCGUCUCCCUUUGAUGACGACCCUCACGGGAAGCGCAGGCCCAACAGCUACUCGUUUGACACCAAGGACAAAGACUCAGUCCGCGCAAACGCACUCAGGCAGUCCAAGUCUCACGACGACAAACUCAUAGAUCUUGAUGAGGACAGAAUCCAACCAGAGAAAUCGUUCUCCGUCUCCGGGAAGCAGACAAAAGGAAGACCGUCGCAGGCAGCCCAGCAGAUGGCCGCCAUUCUACAGCGGAAGAAGGGUCUAGUUUCGAUCUCCGACUUCCUUACGCUGUGUGAGAAACCGUCGACGCCGCGAAUCAUCAAGGUCCCAGGUUCUGACGAUGACGACGCCAACUUCAAAGGUUACAGCUCGGCCAAUGAGAUGCUAGAACACUUGGGAGUGGACGUUAAAAAGCUUGAGGACUGUGCUCUCCAGAUCUACCGGUAUCACAGCGGAUCUCAGGGCGACUUCGGAACUUACCUCGACACCCAGGCCACCCUCGACGAACAGGCAGAGGAGCUUGAAGGGUUCCAGGACCAACGAAAAAAUACGCUGAUAUUACGAACCCAGUUAACAGUACGAGUCCAUGCUAUCAUAGAAAAACUUUUGACUUCGACUGGCCGAGAACUAAGACGAGCGUUAUUUUCACUGAAGCAGAUCUUCCAGGAUGAUAAGGACCUGGUCCAUGAGUUUGUCAACAAUGACGGUCUGGACUGUCUCAUCAAAGUGGGGUCUGAGUCCGACCAGAACUACCAGAACUAUAUUCUUAGAGCCCUGGGACAGGUGAUGUUGUACGUGGAUGGGAUGGAGGGAGUGAUCCGACACAACGCCACCGUCCAGUGGCUGUACACACUACUCGCUUCGAAGGGUCGCCUGGUGGUGAAGACGGCUCUCAAACUGCUGCUGGUUUUCCUUGAGUACACGGAAACCAACUGCAUGCAGGUCAUCAAGGCAGUGGAAGUGGUCGACAGGAGAAGAGGUGUGAAGCUGUGGACGAACGUGAUGAACAUUCUGGCUGAGAAGGAGGGGUCCGACUCGGAACUACUAGUCUACACCAUGACCAUAAUAAACAAACUGAUCAAUGCAAUCCCGGAUCAGGACACAUUCUAUGAUGUCACGGACGCGCUGGAGGAGCUGGGGAUGGAUGACAUCUCACAGAGACACAUGAACCGGAAAGGAGCUGACCUUGACCUUCUCACUCAGUUCCAGAACUACGAUGCUUGUCUGAAACAUGAAGAUGGCCAGGAAUCAAUGGCAGAUGAUCAAAUGGAACAUAUCAGACAAACUCCUCGAAUGCGAAGUGAAGAUGAGGCUCGUAAGAGUCGCAGAUUCGCGGGUUUACCGCAGAUGGCCAAGUCGAUCAGCACACCAAUUCUUCCUCCCUUUGAAGAAGAGUACAAACACCCAGAACCUAUGCAACAGAAAUCCAAAGAUUCAUUUCGACCGGUUGAGGAUAAUGAAAAACCUCCAGUCUCGAAAGGUCGAAGGUCGCUACCAGCAGAUGUCGCUAGUGCAAAUCAAUGUGUUCCUCGUCUGCGCAUCGAGCGCCAGGAGCGUCGGCAGCGACAGCGCUCUCAGAUCAAGGAGCUCAAGGAGCUGCGGCGCAUGCACAAUGUCCUUGACGGCGACCACAUGUCGGCUAGCGACUCCUCCACCAGUAGUAGUAACUCGUACGUUACCGAACCCCUGUCUUCCGACCACAUGCCGUCCUCUUCGCAAAAUACCCAUACUUUUUACGACUGUCAUGAUGAUAAUCACACUCCGAAAGGAUCUCAUCCGCUCCAUGAAUCAGCCAAAAAUAUUCAGAAUAGCAAGGACGGGUAUGACCAGAAUCAUGCGGCUGUGAACGCACACAAAAACGCUAUCAAUGACUCUAAGAAAAAUGCAGCCGAGGACCAACUAAACACUGAAGGCAUGUCGAGCAACCAGAGGUGGCUCCUGUACAAAAUGAAACACUCUAUACAGAAUGAGCCCGAACCGGAACCAGCCCCGGCCCCGAAUACGACUUCAUCCAGAGAGAGCAUAGCCAACCGCAAGGAAAAGCUAGCCGAGGAUCACAACGCAAACCUGCCCAGUAAGAAAAUACUGCCCGGCGAGCAUGGUAGCGACGGAGUCCAGAGUGUGAAGAACCGCUUUUCUCAGAUCAGCGACGAACUGCCCAUCAAAAUGCAGCAGCCAUCCCAGCCACAGCGGCAUGGCGAUUCGAGUGGUCUGAUCAGUCGCGCUAAGGAAGGACUGUCGCAGAAGUCGACGUCGAGCUGCGUGAAGCCGGAGCCGAUACCGGAGCUGGAAGUGAAGAAGUCGGAGAGUGAGCUGCAGUGGGACAGAAUCCAGCGUCGCAUGAAACGAACACUCAAGAUCAAGGACAUGGACUUCACAGACCUCAAGGACGACGACGACGAGGACAUCUUCACACCCAAGCCCAUAAUGAACGGCGACCUACCCCCACCCCCACCACUCUCUGGCUUCCCUCCCCCACCGCCUCCUCUCGGCGGCGUGCCUCUGCCCCCUCCACCCCCCGGGGACCUGCCACCUCCUCCACCCCCACCUGGAAUGUCUUCCGGUCAGGGUCUGUUUUGCGAGGAUUCCAAUUUGCCACCGCCACUUGGAUCCAAUUUGCCGAAAAGCAAAAAGACUGUUCGUCUGCACUGGCGCCCUCUGCAGGCCACGGUUCCCACAGCAACAAAAGGGGAAACUGUUUGGAAGCAGCUUGUGCCAGUGAAGUUGGAUGUGGAGAAAUUGGAACAUCUAUUUGAAACUCAGGCGAGCGAGAUAAAACAAAAGGAGAUGAAACAAGACAACACAGGUAAAAAGGAGAUCACUGUGCUGGGCCCCAAGAGGUCUAACGCUAUCAACAUUGGUCUCACCGUACUCCCACCUCCUCGAACAAUAAAGGCAGCCAUCUUGAAAAUGGAUGUUUCCAUUAUCAACAAAGAAGGGAUUGAGAAAAUUUUAACCAUGAUCCCAACAGAAGAUGAAAAAGCCCAGAUCCUGGACGCUCAGAUGGCGAAUCCCGACAUCCCUCUCGGCACGGCGGAGCAGUUUCUCUUAACCCUGUCAUCAGUUAGCGAGCUGAUGGCGAGACUCAAACUGUGGCUCUUCAAGCUCGACUACGAAAACAUGGAGCAGGAGGUGGCCGAGCCACUGAUGGAUCUGAAGAAAGGAAUCGAGAGUUUGCAGAAGAACAAUACUUUCAAAUACAUCCUGUCGGCUAUUCUCGGUAUAGGCAACUUUCUCAAUGGAGCAAAGGCGCGUGCUUUCAGUAUCGACUUUCUGUCUCGCAUACCAGAGGUGAAGGACACAGUUCACAAACACUCACUGCUGUAUCACCUGUGUACCAUGAUUCACGAGCAGUUCCCAGACAGCACAGAUCUCUACUCAGAGAUUGGAACUCUUACUCGCUGCUCAAGGGUUGAUUGGGAUGAACUUAAUGUCAAAUUAAACAAAAUGGAGGAUGACUGCAAGGCAUCAUGGGAUUAUUUACGUGCAAUUAUAAAACAUGACGGAACUUCCUCCGAUUUGAGGGGAAAAAUGUCUUUGUUUCUGUCAGAGUCAGCGGAGAGGAUUAUGUUACUACAGGUCAUACACAGAAGAGUCAUAACCAGAUAUCACAAGAUGUUGUUAUACCUUGGUUUUCCACCGCACAUGGCUAGGGAUCAGAAGAUAAACCAGUUCUGUAAGGUGAUCAGCGAGUUCGCCCUUGAGUACCGCACAACGCGAGACAAGGUCAUACAGCAGCUACAGAAAAAGGCCAAUCAGAGAGAGCGUAAGAAGACGCGCGGGAAAACCAUCAUGGAGACUGAGAAGUUUGCCAAGACGAAGGACGGUCAGAAGGACGACGCGUUACAGAAACUCUUGAAGAAUGGUUACGCUAGUGCUGACGAGCGUGGUCUGCCGGGACAGAGAAACAGAAAACGACUGGAUGCCCGGACGCUUGGUUCGUCGAAAGCAUCUGUGACGACCGACUCGGACAUGUACGAUACGGGUGAUGACGAGAUCCUCGAGGCGUGUGUCCGCACCGCAACCGCCCCAUCCUCGAGAACACCGCGCGAACGCAAGCGGGCGCGCAAUCACAGGAAGUCAUCUUUUUGGGAUAGUGAUUACUAGUGCGGAGAACACUAAAAGGUGGCCUUGACCUUAACGAACUUGAAACAGUGAUUGGUGCAGGUGACCAUGUAUGAUGUCAUCAUAGCCUACGUGUCAUGUCUCCCUGCCUUCGUCUUUCACUCAGGGUACAGUGUCCCACAAUUCUUACAGUCUGGAAGAUUAAAAAUACAAACUGGAUACUGGAAAAGGAUUUUGAAGUUUUCAGGUGCAUCUUUAUUUUUUUAGCUACAAAUGUUAUAAAAAAAUAAAACAAUGAUAACCAGCCAUUUCUGUUUUUUUUUUUUUUUUUUUUCUGUUACAUUGUUCAUAUAAAACUCAUAACAAAUUAUUUUAGCAUAUUCUGUGGACAUUGUCCAUGUUGUCAUAUAUAUACCAUUUGUUCUAAUCAUCCAUUGUGUUGUAGCAUACAUUAAUAAUUCUCAGCUCAUCAGUAACAUGGUCUUAAUACUGUAGUUAGGUUUUAUUUAUCUUUUUCAAGUCUCUAUGUUCCAGUUGACAGCGAUUGAAAUAUAGUCGUCAUGGAAAAAGACAAACGUGUGAUACAGAUAAUACUUUUUUUGUUACUCAUUCUAACAAAUGAAUUUGAAAAAAAAAUUAAAACGAACAAUUUAUGACUCGUAUCAAGUCCUCUUAUGUAGAGUGGAUAAAAGAUUUUACUCUUUGUCAGCUUUUUUGUUUUUUUUGUCUGUGAUAUUCGUCUCUGAAGUUGCUCCUGCAUUAUGUUUUUCUUGCAUUAUAGAAUGUUACCUAUUGUUUAUAUUUUUUGUUAUUUUUGUAGAUUAUGGUAGAUUAUACAAAACCUAUGACAUUUCAUUUUUUUAAAUAUUUUGUUGUUGAAUCUGUUCAUGUAUCAAUGGUUUCUUUGUUCUGAAUCAUGCACCAUGCACAUAUCUCAAGUUCAGAAUACCAAACGGUUGUUUAAAAACAUUCUAUAAAUAAAAAAAAUAUCCAACCGAUUCUAGCAGUAUUGUGGUUAAUAAUGAUGUAGGAGAAUGAUAUUGUAUCACCAUUUUGGUUGUGAUACAUGUUUCACUUUACUGGUGAUAUGAUUUUUAUCACCCCUUUGGUUGUGAUAUUAUGUUUAUCACUUUAAUACUUGUGAUAUUUAUCACCCUUUAGAUGUAAUAUGGUAUCUGUCAUUUAUUGUGAUAUAUUUAUUACCUUCAAGUGGUUAGUUGUGAACAAUUUGUAAAAUAAUACAGUUAUUGUGUUCUCUUUUAGUGAAAUCCACUUCAACCGUUCAUUUUCCUCAAAGAUAUUUUGACAUUUUCCUUGUACUGAUUGAUUGAACACAUUCUAACAUGGUAAACUUUAACGUGUUCGACUUUCUUUAAUAAAAAAAAGGAAGAUAAAUGUUAUCGCCAUAUUGUCUACACUAUUCAAAGUAAACCAGUUAGUCUUUGACAGUUUAACUUUCAUUAUUUUCUUCUUUUAUUUCCUUGCCAUGUUGAUUUGGGCCCUGUUCCACAAAGCUGUUAUAGCGCUAAGAUCAAUAUAAGUGUAUAAGUAGAUAUGCUCCUAAGGUGAUCUUAGUUCUAAGAUCACUUCAUGGAACGUGGCCCUGUUUUGUAAGUAAAAAUACUCAGAUUUGAAUUACAAAUUACUGGCAUGGCAAAUAAAUUAAUGGCAUGAUUCACUGAUAUGAAAUAUGUUCAUGGUGCAUGAUACUUUUAGCUAAAAGUUUGAAGAUGUUUUUAAUACAAAGGACCAAUGUGACAUAUAUUAAAUAGAGGGAAGGGGAUGGGGAAGAGAUGCUGAAAAUAAUUAAUAUAAAUUUUGUAAAUAGGUGAGUGCAAUAUAUAUUUUUAAAAAGAUGAAAAAAAACCCUAAACAACAAUGAUAUUGACGAUGAAUAAUAAAAACUACUCACAAAGUUAAUAUUUAAAAAGUUGAAAAAAGACAAAAGAAAAGAUGUUUCAAAAUGUUGAACAGGGUAAUGAAAAUUUUUAUUUUUUUCUUAUAAAAAUUAAAACAAAAUCUAUUGAAUUUUCUUUUAAUAACAUAACUGAUACAAGCAAAAUUCAUAAAUAAAGAUAAAGAGAAAAACAAUUUGUUUUAAAUAAAAAUUAAAACAAAAUCCAUUGAAUUUUUUUAUUAUAAUAUAGCUGAUACAUUGUACAAGCAAAAUUUAAAGACAGAAACAGAAAAAAAACACCCAUUAAGCAAUACUAGAUGCCAAAAAAUGUAUUUAUUAUAACACAGAAAGACUAAAAAAUAUUCAAAUCACAAAAAAAAAAAAAUAUAUAUUUUUAUAUGAAACUGUUCGCAGGUUUUGUUUAAGGUUUUAUCAUUGUUUGGCCUUGUGAGUGGUUCAGUUAUAUCUGAAAUUAAGGGAUGGGGAGGUGAAUUAUAGUGUACUUUCAAAAAAUUCAAAUUUUGUAUAAUUCGAUACAUGUAUAUUUGAAUACGUCCGACAAUCCGCAUUUCAUACUCUUAGUACUAAUCCUUAUUUGGUACCUCCAUGACACCAACAGUGGCAUGUAAAAAAGUUUAACACAUAAGAUGUCCCAGAAAAGAACAAGACUAACUAGGCCAAAUUUACGAAGCCCGUUUUUGAUUUUUAUAAUUACAUGCAACUUUAUAAUGCUUAAAUCUAAAUGACAGAACUGUUAUCCGCAAUAACGACUGUAUCUCUGCACAAUGGAGAUCCUUUACUGGAAACUACAGCCUUCCUGCACUGCCACAGAGGACUGCCACUUCCUGGCUAGUUUACUAAAUCAAAAGUGGCAUAGAACAGAUCUCACUGGAAUAAAUUUACAAUGUUUAGACACCUACAUUUAAAAAACCCCCCAAAAAACCAACAACACCAGGCUUCAUAAAAUCAUCCCAAUGUCUCAUGCAUUCAUUAUUAUUUUUUUAAUUCUAAACUUUUUUUCCCAAUCGAACCAGACUAUAAAUGUCACCAUUAUUAUAGCGUUUGCUGAUUAUGGUUCACAGAGCCUGGAUAUCCGCAGUCUUUUAGUUUAUAAAUACAGAUUUCACAGACUGUAGGUGGAUGUUUUUAGUUCAGUGUGAGUAUACUUCUGACUGGAAUUUACGUACCAAAGUUUCUGGUUUGUGUACACAGCCAUGUUCAUAACAAUCUAGUCAUCAUAUAGGAAUCAUUUUUAUUACAACUGUUUACAUUUAUAAAAAUCUUCUUGCUCGAACAAAUUAAAAUGACAGAAUUUUCAUACCAAGUUUUCUUGUGUUUUCUACAACUAGAUUAAUAUAAAAUAAACUCUGUUAUGUAGAAUUCUAAAAUUAAUCUGUUUUAAAACGUUCUAUUCAUAUCUUUUUUUAAAUUUAUUGUUUAAAUUUAAUUGUGUUUUUUUAAUAUUUGUGCAAAAAAUGAAUUGCAAGACAGAUAACUAAUUAGUAAUAUAUUACAUAGCUACUUGAAUGUAUUUUUGUAUAGAAUUUUGUUUAUAAUUCUUACAAGUUGUUUAUUUUUAUUAUUUUUAUUUAUGUCCAUGUACGUUUGUAGCUUGGCUUAGCCAUUACAGUGAACAUGAUAGUUUAAAGUCACAAAAGCAUUCAAAAUGCUUUCACUGGUGCUCAUGUUGAAUGCUGCAAUAUUGGCGAGUUUGCUUUAGUAGUCUUGUGACAUGUACAGUACUGUGAUAAAAUAUUUCUUUUACAACCUAUUUUGUUUGGUUUGUGUAUAGUUCUAAUUAGGUAAAACACUAGUGGUAUGAAAUAGGAAUCCAAAACCUAUGACACAAGAUGUAAGGUAUUAGACUUAUAUUAUUAUAGUAUUAUAUUUAUAGGAUAUUAAACAAGCUUCCAUUUCAUAUCAUGUUUAUGUUCCGAGUGAAAUAAUUUUCAGUUGUCACAAGUUUUAGCGAGUGAUAAUGCAAAUUAUUUCACGAGGGACAUAAACAUGAUAUGAAAUGGUAGCGAGUUUUAUAUCCUAUAUAAUACCCAUAAUCAAUCUUAAUUUAUAUCACUCAACUUGUUUGGUUGAUGUUCCUAUACGGUUGUAGUGCGCCAAUCGAUGACAUCAUCAUGAGACAUCCCACUUGGUGUUCUAGUGGGACUAUCACUUGACAUGUAUCAAUAUGGGUAAUAAAGUGUAGUCCAUUAACAAUAGUGUAUUAAAGAGAAUUAGCUGUCAUGGAGAUAUUACCGAUUAACAGAGCCAUGUCAGUACAUGUGUGUUCUUUGUGUUUUUGAACAGCCUAAUGUUUGUAAUAGCUUCAAGUUCAUGUUAUGUACUAAUACAUAUACUAUAUAUAUUUUUUCAUACAAAUGAAAUUAUUGUGAGGUAAAAUUCAUUUUGAGCAAUUAGGAAUAUUAGGACAACCAGAAACACAUUGAAUAUAUAGAUACUGAAUAAAAUUCUAAACAAAUAUUUUAUAUGUAAUUUUAGUCAUUUAGAAAGGUCUUUUAAUUGGAAACAUGUUACAAUGACAGCAAACUCAGGAUAGUCUCUGUUAACAAGCAUCCAUUUGAUAAAUAUCAAGUUUAUGUCCCAAGUGAGAUAAAUUUUGUAUGUCACAAGUUUUCUAUUACCAAUCAUUUUGAAUGUAUGUACUAAGAUUUAACUUAAGGACAAUCAAGGAAACACUUUCAUUUUAGCUUGAAAAACUAUACACAAGUCAAAUGACAGAAGUGGAGAUUUAUAUUUUGUUGAAACUGUACAUGUCAAUAAGGCUUUAAUAAAUUAAUACUAGAUUUUCAUUCCUGCCUGUUCUGAAGGAUAAAACGGCCUGCACCUAAUUUAUUUUUAUAUUGGGAAAAAAAUAACAAAUGUUUUGCUCGUCAUGUGGUAUUUCCAAUAUCCUGGGGGGAAAAAUGAGAUUAAAAAUAAAAUUUCACUCCUGCCAGUUUUUGAAAGCAAUUUGGAUGAAAAUAUAGCAUUUAUUUCAUUAUGGCCUAAAUAAUUUGUUGUUAAAUGUUUGUUCUCACAUUUCAGCUUUUGGUAAUAAUACAUGUAUGUAUUGUGAAAAUUUAUUUGUCAGGAGAAAAUAGUCAUAGGAAAAGAAAUUAUUAUUUUCAAUUAAGUAAUCUCUUGCAGCAUUUGACCGCUACAAAAUUGUUUAAAAAAAAAAAAAAAAAAAAAAAUUAAUAUUGAAGCUGAAAUGAAGAGCUUUGGCCCUUUUGAUCACUGUGGAUAGAACUGGCAAGAUAAUUGUAGCUACAAAUUGUUAAUAAAAGUUGCAGUGUGAGAACAUGCCUUAAAGAAACAUCUUUGUAUAGUUAAUAUAUUUCCACCAGAGCAAACAAAUAUGUGUGGAAUACUGCUGCAGAAGUGCCUGUGAUUGGUCAGUUAUUAGUGAUAUGAUUGGCCAGUUAUUAGUCAUGUGAUUGGCCAGUUAAUUAAAUGACAAGUGAUUGGUUGCUUAUUAAUUUAUUUUGUUGUCAAUUUAUUGGUUGUAAUAUUUAAUUGUUAACAUAAUUAUUUUGUUAGCACCAUCUUUGCUUAUUCAGUCUGACUUUAUAUUACAGUAUUGCACUAAGGAAUAUUAAUUUGUACACUAUAAUAAAGAAACUAAAUUUAAAAAAAUUAUUAAUUGACAUUAAUUUCUCACUGAAUUUAUGUGCCUUACACAAAGUAUGUGCCUAAAUGAAUUUGUGUUACAAUGACAAAACAGUGGGUCAUUCCUCAGCAUUUAAUUUUUUCAUUUUCAAGUUAACUAUAUUUAGAUUCCUUUUAGAGGCAUUAAAUUAAAUUUAUAUGAUUAAAUUUAUGACAAUUCAUUAACAUAUUUUGAAGCUUUAAAACAAUCUAGCAAUAAUAAGUUAAAUGUAUAUUUGGUGGUUUACACAUAAGGUUUUUGUCUCCCAACAACAGAAACUGUAAACCGAGUCUGGCCAAGAAUACAACUACAUGUACAUGUGUAGAUGUCCUUGACCUUCAACCACAAGACCUAGUCCUGUUGGCUCGUCACUUGAUCUCAUUAAUAACUAAUAUUAAUCCGAGUUUGUAAAAGUAGUUUUGUUUGUCCUGUUAAUCAUAUAUAUACACAUGUAUGUGUCUUUGUUCAGAAACUGACUGAAUCAGUAAGAGGUUAUCAGACCAAAAAAAGAAAAACCAGAAGAAAAAAAAACCCAAACAAACACUGGCAGAGUUAUCUUUCUUGACACUAAUAUACCUGUCACAUAUUUAAACGAAAACUUUAAAACUUAAACUACAUGACUGUAUUAGACUACUGACAAAUUUUCCAGUUCUGUAAUCCAUUUUAUCUCGAUUAGGUUCUAUUAAAAUAUUUUUAAUAAUUUCAUUUAAAAUGAGAUCUGAUAACCCCUCAUUUAUUCAUUAUCUGUGUUAGAAUAAAUAUAUAUUUGUUUCAUACUACGCCAGUAUGAUAUAUAAUAUAUGUAUGCAGAGGAAAGUAUUACUUGAUGACCGAGAUUACUGUUUAUAAGAAUGAACCCCUUAAGAUUCAGUUACAAAAUUGUUAGUCUUCUUUGUGUAGGCUAUUUCUUAUUUCAGUUAAAGUUACUAUAAACAAAAUGCUAUGACCAAAGUAUUACUUUGCAUUAUUUCAUUCAGUUAUUGCCCCAUUUGACAACUACCGGUACUAGUAAAUUACAUCCACUUUAAUUCACACACCAUAUUUUAGACAGGGUAUCACACAUCAGACCUUGGUUUAAUAAUGUUUUUUUUCUUAAUGAUAAACCAGUUUGAUUUAGAAUGCUGAAUCAGUUUGAUUUGGAAUUUUUAAUCAGCUUGGUUUAAAAUGUUCAAUCAAUUUGUUUUCGGCUAUUGAAUCAGUUAUUUCAGAUAGCUGAAUCAGUUUUGAAUCAGUGUCAUUUAGAAUGUUGAAUUGGUUUGAUUUCAAAUGUAGAAUCAGUUCGACUGAAAAUGUGGAAUCUGUUUGAUUUAGAAUUUUUGAAUCAGUUUGUUUGAUUUAGUGUUGAAUCAGUUUGAUUUAGAAAUAUUCAAUCAACUGAAUUUAGAAUCCGAUAGCUUGACACUACACUCAAAAACACAUUUUUGUUUUGGAAAGAAACUCGCUGAAUUAUUGACUAAUUACUGGUUUAAUAUUCAUUUAUAACAAAUAGUACUAAUUCAAUUACGGGGCAUUCUUUAUGACAUCAUAGCUUUCAUGAGGAAGUGUUUGUUUGGUUUUCUCAUUCAUGUAUCAGCUGGUUUAUAGAUGUGUGUGAUUUAUUUAUUAUAUACAUCAAAACAACAAUUCGUCUCACAGACAAAACGUCAUUGUAAAUUAACAUAGCAUCUCAGUGUACAUUGUUGCCAUAUUUUGGUAUACAAACUUAAAACCAGAUUUAUAGAUUGAAUAAAACUUUUCAAACAAA
This is a messenger RNA of Gigantopelta aegis, 14454 nucleotides long. RefSeq names its product FH1/FH2 domain-containing protein 3-like. Gene Ontology annotation, molecular function: actin filament binding. Gene Ontology annotation, cellular component: cytoplasm; cytoskeleton. The transcript is spliced from 29 exons. The coding region runs from base 466 to 7209 and encodes 2247 amino acids. Gene Ontology annotation, biological process: actin filament network formation; cortical actin cytoskeleton organization. The record is from RefSeq and is a predicted model, not a curated record. Lineage: Eukaryota; Metazoa; Mollusca; Gastropoda; Neomphalida; Peltospiridae.